Messenger RNA from Spizellomyces punctatus DAOM BR117, 1570 nucleotides. RefSeq lists its product as uncharacterized. The record is from RefSeq and is a predicted model, not a curated record. Gene Ontology annotation, molecular function: sulfurtransferase activity; tRNA binding. Lineage: Eukaryota; Fungi; Chytridiomycota; Chytridiomycetes; Spizellomycetales; Spizellomycetaceae. The transcript is spliced from 6 exons. Gene Ontology annotation, cellular component: cytosol. Bases 1 to 1473 code for a protein of 490 amino acids. Gene Ontology annotation, biological process: tRNA wobble position uridine thiolation.
AUGUGUUCUAUUGAAGAGGAGAUCCAAACGGGCGACGCUGAAACCCCGAGUAUCCGCAGCCGACGCCGGCUUGUUGUGGAAGGUCUAUGUCACAAAUGCAAACAAUCACCACCAGUAGUGGAUAUGAAGCGGGUCAUGUACUGCAAGACCUGUUUCAAAGAAAGUGUUGUUUACCGCUUCAGAGGUAACCUUAUGCGAGCGACGAAAAUAGCUGACGGAGCAAAAGCGCUCGUCGCAUUUUCUGGAGGAGCGUCUUCUAGAUUACUGCUGCACCUACUAUCGGAAUUCCACGAACCAGAUCCCUCCAAUCUGCGCAAGAAACGGAAGUUCUCUGACGUCCUGAUUUGUCAUGUAGAUCAGAGUGCCGUACUAGGAGGUGAAGAUAAGGAGGCCGAAGUGCGAAGAAUUGGCGAAAAGUCUGGCUUCCCUUACUUGCAUAUUCCUCUGGAGAGUAUAUUUAGCAAUGAUGAUGGAUCUGAUGGGGGGGCUCUUGUACCGGUCGGAUUCGACUUGGCAGACACAGUCACGCUCAAGAUGGUACAUCGGGUUACAUCGACGCUCUCACCCGUCGCGCGGCUCCGGAGAAGUAUUCAUGGUCUUGGAAAGAUGACCGCAAAGGAAGAUCUACUACAUCAUUUUACUAUGCGGGCACUUUUGAAUACGGCACGGAAGGAAGGAUGUAAUGUCCUAAUCUUGGGGGAUAAUGCAACGAGAAUGGCUAUAAGGAUAUUAGCUUUAACCAGUAAAGGUGGAGGAUUUGGCUUGCCAAUCGAGGUUGCUGGAGAUACGGACUGGUUCGAAGGACUGGUUGUUGCCCGACCGCUUCGAGACGUACUUUCUAAGGAAGUUGCUGUCUACAACCAGUAUACUGAUCUAGAUACCGUGGUGAUGCCGGCGUUGACCACGGCGAUGCCUGCUAAAUCUAGUAUUGAUAGGAUGACUGAAGAAUUUCUUGUUGGGCUGCAGCGAGACUUUCCAAUGACAGUGAACACGGUCGUUCGUACUGCGGCCAAAGUUACAUCUGAGCAUCGGGCGAAAACAGUAAUGAGGUGUCCGAUGUGCGGAGGGCCAAUACAGGACGGUACAAAUGACUGGCGAUCCGGACAUACUGUCUCACAACUAUUGAGCCAUGCGCCAAGCAGUGACACCACCUCUGAGGCAUUGUCAAGUACAUCAAAUACACACCCCUGCUCAACAUCAUGCGCCUGUGCACCAACCGUGAACCCCGAAUCCACAUCGACAUCCUGUUGCACGCCCGCAGACCAGCCGAUCAAUAUCAUACCGUACCUUUGCUAUCCGUGCCAAAAUAUAUGUCGUGACGCACAAGAAUUUGGAGCUACAGCGGCAAAGAAAGGAAUCGAUGAUGCUACUGUUAUACUACCAGCUUAUGUCGGGGAGGAGAUCACUAUGCGAAAAGGUCGGGAGUGGAUGAAGAAGGAGAUUGAAGAGUUUUUAAUAGAUGAAGAGGACUAACGCUUUCAAGUGGGUUAUGGAGCGGGUCUGAUUUUUUCGUGCAGUAAAGCUAUAGACAGUGUACAUAUCAUCAAAUCAUAUUGUGAGGUCACACAUA